UUACGGGGUUUUAUACAAAUUCCGUUUUAUAUGAUUGUUUACAGUGUGUUUAACGGAGGGUCAUGUUCAGUUGUUCUGUGUGUGACUAAAACAAGAAAAUAUUCGAAGAGUUGUAACAAAGUCUCUCCUCUCUUAACUUCUCCUUCACUGCGGGAGAACCAAAACUUUCCCGAAAUGGCAAUCUCUCGCCUCCUUCAUCCCAAACCACGGGGACUGCAUUUCAACGCCAGAGGACUUAUCCGUUCAACGAACUGUUACUUUUUUUCUUCUUUUUCCAGUGGUGGGUCUCAGAAAUUUUCGUUUUUGAAAGGAUUGAAGGCGUCAAAGGGGGGCAAAGCAAGUGAUAAAGAACCCCAGAAAGAAAGUGGGACAAGGUUUAAGGGAAUUCUAUCAAACAUAAAGCAAAUCAUUCUAGAAUGUCCUUUGUUUCAGAAAUCCAAUGCCAGGGAAAUAUCGGAUUCCAAAGUUGACACGGAAGCAUCCGAAGUUACUGUGACAGAGAAUAGUUCGCAUUCCGCUAAAUCUUUUGAGUCUGUAAGUGUACCUAAAUCACCGGAAAUCAUAACAAGGUCUCCUGGUGGCACAGAGGGUGUUUCAUCCGGUUCAACAUCUGAUACAAUUGGAGGAAAUGCUUUUGAGGGUCCAAUUGUAAAUGCAACUGCAGAGUUACAUAAAAUUCAUUACAAUCCCUAUAAGGUUGGGCUUAGUGACAUUCAAAGUAAGGUUCAGCCACCAGAAGCUGUAAUGGUUUCUCAUGGCAAUGAAAAGGACGAAUUAAGAACUUUAGCUACUGAUGUAGUGGUGGAGAACUCUUUGAAACUGAAUCAACCGAAACGACUUUCAGAUAUAUUUGUGAAAAUGCUGGAAAAUGAUGUCAAGGGAUUUGAAGGGGCAAAGUCGGAUGUACAUGGGCCAACUAGUGAAAAACUUGUAAGAUUCCUAUAUGGUACAAAUGACUUGUCUGAAAUUAUGAACUAUCUACCUGGGAACAGAACUGCUACUUCUGUUCAAAGGCCAAUUGCAACCACUAUUUCAAGAAAAAAGCAUGCAUCGUCCAAAAGUUCUUCAAGAAUUGAGGACUUGAUGAAAGUUAUUAAUAGAGAAAAGAACGAUCCAACAGCAGGAGAAAUGGCAGGUAUUUUGCGUGAUACUUUAGCACCAACUGAAUCUUCGAAAGGGAACAAAAUAGAGAAGGAAAAAAAUAGUGACUUGUCUGAAAUUAUGAACUAUCUACCCGGGAACAGAACUGCUACUUCUGUUCAAAGGCCAAGUGCAACCACUAUUUCAGGAAAAAAGCAUGCAUCGUCCAAAAGUUCUUCAAGAAUUGAGGACUUGAUGAAAGUUAUUAAUAGAGAAAAGAACGAUCCAACAGCAGGACAAAUGGCAGGUAUUUUGCAUGAUACUUUAGCACCAACUGAAUCUUUGAAAGGGAACAAAAUAGAGAAGGAAAAAAAUAGUGAUUCAAUUGAAGACAUGAAGGAGGUAUUUGGAGAAAAACUGACCAAAUCUCGCGAGAGGACAAUCUCAAAUGUAACUGAUCAAACUAACAAUGGGGGGUUCCUUAAAAAUGUUUAUGGCCUGGCUAACUUGCAGAACUCUGAUGUUAAAGGAAGACAUACAUCAUGGAAACUACUAUUAAUGCGGCUUGGAGAAGAACCAAUUAUAAAGGGUCGGGGGAGUAGAAUCUUGAAUGUGACUGAUCAACGAAGCAAUGGAGGGUUCCUUAAAAAUGUUCAGAGCCCAACUAACUUGCAGAGCUCUGAUGAUGAAAGAAGUCAUACUUUAUUAGAACCAACUAUCAAGGAUUGGGAGAGGACAAUCUCGAAUGUGACUGAUAAACUUAGCAAAAAUGCUCGGAGUGCAGCUAACUUGCAGAACUCUGAUGUUAAAAGAAGACAUUCACUAUUGAAACAUCAUAUGAGUAGCGGCAAUAUUGCACUCGACAUUAAAAAAGAGUCAAAUAUUCCUACAGAAUCCAUAAGUGACAAGGAGGAUAGCAAUUUGGAUUUAGCCAACUCUGGUCAUGUAAAAUCAGGGCCAAACUCUCAUGUGUCUCUUCCAGUUAGUAGAGAAGAGCUUAACCAUUCACAAACUUGUUUUCUUAGCAAAGAAGGAUAUAAGGAUAACGAAGUACUGGUCCGGUUUUUGACCAAAAAUGUUAAGAAACUCAAUAUCCUUGCAGCUUUCAGCGAUUGCGGGCCGAUUAUGAAGGUCGAGGAACUUUCUUCUACUAAAGAGAGCAGUUUCAAAGACUUUUUGGUACAUUUUAAGUCAAGGGAAGGUUCCCAACUUGCUCUCAAGAAAAAUGACCUUAUGGUUAUGGAAACAGAAGCCUUUGUGGAGCCAACUUCUUCAGAAGACACGGCUGGUGCGAUUAUUUCCAUUCCUGAUCCAAUUAGCGAUCCUGAGGCUCCAACUGCAUUACUGAAGAAUCCUACCAAAACAGUUAAAGUCAAAAACCUGUGUGAGGAUAUAAGCUUACAGCAGCUGAAGGAUGCCCUUGCCUUUCAUCAUUCUAGCAUAUCCAACAUCUUCUUGGGUUCUACAACUUCUGUGCUAUAUGUGGAAUUCGAGACAGAAGAUGCCAAAGAGAGGGCACUUGCACAACAAUCCAUACUUGUAUCGGGGAAGGAGUUGCUGAUCCUCAGGAUUGAUGCACCAAGGACAACAGUAGUGAGGAUAUCAAACAUUAACCCCACCAGCAAAGUCUGGACAAUAUGCAAUUCUUAUGGACAAGUGAAGUAUUUGGCAAAAAGAGGUGUGGGAGUUGUGGAUGUGCAUUUCAAGCUUGCUGAAUGGCCUAACAUGCUGAAUAUUGUUAAUAAUGCUGCAAUUACAUGCAGUUUGAAUGGAAUUGAAGCGGAUGAAAACCGGUGGCUUGCACAGCCGGCUCCUGUCUUUCCUGUUGAAAUUCUCAGAGCCCUUUGGAGUCGACCAGAAGAACGGCGACAUGUGAAUUGCGUGAUAUACAGGUUAUUGAGGGAACUUGAGGAGCCCAUCUCUGCAACUGAGUUGAGUCGGUUGACUAACCUUGCUACCAGGUGAAGACGGUAAAGCAUCGAUUUUGGCUUCUAUGGUCUGAUUGUGCGAGUGGUCGUAUUAUUCGACGGUUUCAAAAGUCUCGGGAGUGUUUUCGUAGCAAAUACGAAUCAGGUAACCCACAGACCUAGGCUGGUCGAUGCUGCAGAGUCUCACGGUGACCACAAGUUUGUGAAUUGAUUUUAAAUAAUGAUUUUAUUUUAAUUAAAGAGUAUUUCUGGGAGUUUUGUAAUUAAUGGAUUCUCUGGAAUGUUUGGUUUUAUUUUGGAUUUGGACUUUCGGUUUGACUAUUUAUUUGUGACGGUUGGCUAAAA
Molecule: messenger RNA, 3353 nt
Organism: Gossypium arboreum
Lineage: Eukaryota; Viridiplantae; Streptophyta; Magnoliopsida; Malvales; Malvaceae
Exons: 9
Coding region: 31-3045 (1004 amino acids)
Molecular function (GO): RNA binding
Source: RefSeq, a predicted model, not a curated record